Emericellopsis atlantica is the source of this 1786-nucleotide messenger RNA. RefSeq lists its product as uncharacterized. Bases 300 to 1622 code for a protein of 440 amino acids. The transcript has a single exon. The record is from RefSeq and is a predicted model, not a curated record. Gene Ontology annotation, biological process: regulation of DNA-templated transcription. Gene Ontology annotation, cellular component: nucleus; Rpd3L complex; Rpd3L-Expanded complex. NCBI's taxonomy places the organism in Eukaryota, Fungi, Ascomycota, Sordariomycetes, Hypocreales, Bionectriaceae.
CCGGUCUCUAUCCGAGCUUCGGCUCUACGUCGCGUGGUGGGCUGAGAAGUUUCACCUACCUAUUUCGCCGCACACAUCACUUUUUGUUGGAUUUCGAACUCAUCAGAGCAUGAGCGAGCGAGCGAGUGGUUCUUGAACACAUUUUUUCAGACUGCUUGCAUGCUAUUACUUCCUGUGCGCCUGCUUUCAGCACACCAAACCUCAUUCCACGCGUUGCUUACUCAUGCGCAACCCUUCUUCGCGACAUUGAAUUUUCCGUCUGAUCGCUCCUCGAGCCUUCGGACACCAAGCUUACAGUCAUGCCCAGAGACGACUUGUCGAUUGAUUUCGUCAAGAGGAUGCCUCCAGCCGAAGCUGUGGAUCCAGGGGUGAUCCUCGACGACUGGAUCAACCGCGUUCAGAAUCUCCCGGAAGAGAUACGUUUCUGCCACGACGAGAUUGCAGACAGAGACCGCCAAUACAACGAACAAAUACGAAUAAUCGAAGAUCGCGACUCGAAGAUCCAGAAACACAUCAAGGCGCACGGCAGCCAUGAGCCAAAUCCUAAGGAGGAGGGGCUCCGGGCACAAAUACGCGAAGCCUACGAGCGAGCCGACAAGAUUCAACUAGAGAAGAUCAAGCUUGUGCAGAACUCGGCACUCAUCAUGGAUAAACACAUCAAGAGCUUGGAUUAUCAGAUCAAGCAACUUUACGACCGCAGCGAACACGGUUUCUCAAAUCCCGACGAGCUCCCAUCACUCAUCCGACCAAGCGCUGCCAAUAAAACAGCCACCUUCAGACCAAUGCCCACAGGUGGCAACAUGGCUCCAGGUCCUGCUGCUGCCGCCGCUACUGCUCCUCCGAAUGGCGCCGCGUCGCCUGCGCUCGAUCGAUUGCCCAGUCAUGCCAAUGUCCGAGCCACCCAGACUCAGCAGCAGCUACAGCAGCACGCCUCCUCGGCACCGGCUACUCCAGCUGCCAGUAUGAUUCUCAACCGCCAGCAACGGGAAGGCUCCACUGGCCCUGCGACAAAGCGGGGGGUCCGUGUCAGCUCCGGCCUCGGAAACGUACCGGUCACCUCCAGCGGACUCGCCAGACAUUCGUCCCUCGGCCCCGGCACGCCCAAAGGCGCGCCUGCGGGCGGUCAGGGCGGCGCUUCGAGGGCUGGCAGUGUCGGCCCGAAGCCCAACUCUGCAAAAACAACGGCGGGCAGCGGCUCGCGACGCGGAACACCUACCGGAGUCGUACGUAAGAAGACAGCCAGCAAAUCAUCGCUAUCGCGGGUCAAGAAGGCUUCCAACAGGAAUUCGCCGGCAUCUACAGCGGAUAGUGACCUCUCUGAUGCUGUUAGCGGUAGCGAGGUGGACGAUGGCGAGCACCGCUCAAGAGGGACUCCGGCUGGUGAUGGCAAAGACGCCGACGGCGACGACGCUGUUCUGGAUGCGGACGAGGACGAGGACGAUGGUAACGAUGACCGGAAAUACUGUCUGUGCAACAAUGUGAGCCAUGGCGAUAUGGUUGCGUGCGACAACGACGAUUGUCCAUAUGAAUGGUUUCACUGGUCCUGUGUUGGCCUCAAAAGCGAGCCGAACGGGACCUGGUACUGCCCCGUGUGCUCUGAGAAAUUUAAGAAAGGCAGAUGAGGCAGCGGCAGAUGAUCAUGGGAACCUAGGAAUGGUUUGUGUUGGGAAUUGGGAUAUGGAGGCCGGCGUGCCUCGGCGUUUGUCACGGCUGAUACCCUCGCUCACAUGUUUAGGCGUACAUAGCCUGUCAAUACCACGAAUGCGAUUGCACAUUGGGAAAGUUU